CCUUACUGACGCCAUCAGGGCCCAUCAGUUCGCAUCAGAAAGCCGCUCUUAAAUGAGUGACGAGUCACUGUCACAGCGUAGAGUGCCAGGCCUUCCACAUGUGAUGACAAGACUGUUCGACUCUGACUAUCCAUCGUGUCCGCAAUGCGACAAACCGCAACAACCAGCCAACUCUCAAACUGCCCUCAAUCUGCUUUUCCAACAACACUUCGACCAGUCUACGUUUUAUACGUAAUCUAUCACUACCAGCUUGAAUGAUAGACCCAUACAUCCGUGCCAGCUCCUUCCGCCUAAAGUGAGAGAUAUGGCUGACAGCCCAUCGGACAAGCAGAGCACCGACGGGGUGGAGAAUGAUCAGAUCCCACCACCUGCAGCGGAGUCCCAGGAUCCCCCUGCAGCGGAGGUAGAUGAUAAUACCCAAGACGAGGCUGCUGCAGUAGACGACGAAGACCACGAGCGCUUAAAGAGCUACCUGCGCGGCAUUGUGGAUCAAUACUCUGCCAUCAGUGAGGAAGAACGAUUAGCUUUGGUCGAACAGUCAACCAUAACAUCCUCGAGCCACGAAGACCAGGUACCGUCGUCCAACAGCGAAGAGGAAAAACAAGAAGCAACGACUUUGCCUCAGCAUGCCGCCGAACGACCGCCACAAGAAGAAGACAAGACAGAGCCAUCCUCGGAACCAACAAGUAGUGGGACCCAGAGAAAGCGACCUAGACGAGCAAGCUUAAAGAUGGAUAGUGAGGAGGAAGAGGAUAAGAAGCCCAGAGCAGUUGGACCAGCCAAAGGGUCUGGUUCAGCAAAGAGCAGAAGAAUAGGCAAGGAAGAAAUAAAGCGGAGAGAGGAAGAGCUGGAAGCAAGCUUGCAGAAACGAGCAUCGGCAUCUGCGGAACUAGGCUUAGUUUCGAACUUUAGCAGGGGACAGAGAAAGAGAAAGGGCAGUGAGCCGGUGGGAGCAUCUGCCGGGAAGAAGAAAGAAGCGGCCAAGCAGGAAGCCCUUGAUCCACAGCUUGAGGAGAAGCGACUAAGAGAACGCCUGAAUGGGAGACGGAAACGGGCCAAGAAGAUCAUUGUGAUAGAUUGCCUCAAUGAACAGUACCAUAACCUCACCGAUGAGAACGACAGACUCAAGAAGGAGAACGCAGAGAUACGGGGGAAAAUUGAAAGGGUUCGGGGAAUCAUCCAAGAAAAGCAGCAAAAGGAGCACCAGAGAGCUUUCCAGCAGCAGCAGCAGCAGCAGCUCCACCAACAACAGCACAACAGCUGGGAACAGCCAUGGUGUCUAUGCCUAGUCCAAUGA
Seminavis robusta is the source of this 1297-nucleotide messenger RNA. Lineage: Eukaryota; Bacillariophyta; Bacillariophyceae; Naviculales; Naviculaceae. The record is from the annotation of a GenBank genome assembly.